Messenger RNA from Cadophora gregata, 3240 nucleotides. RefSeq lists its product as uncharacterized. The record is from RefSeq and is a predicted model, not a curated record. The transcript has 5 exons. Lineage: Eukaryota; Fungi; Ascomycota; Leotiomycetes; Helotiales; Ploettnerulaceae. Bases 1 to 3240 code for a protein of 1079 amino acids. Gene Ontology annotation, biological process: intracellular calcium ion homeostasis; calcium ion transmembrane transport. Gene Ontology annotation, cellular component: plasma membrane. Gene Ontology annotation, molecular function: ATP hydrolysis activity; P-type calcium transporter activity; ATP binding.
AUGGUUAUUACUCUCACGACUCAUAUCGAUGGCCACAGCCACGCCCAGCCUGUCGCCAUCGAAGCUCAGGAAGGUCAGGACCCUGACGAGCCUCCUAUACGACUGCCAAGCCCCACCUUAGAAAAACAACCACAAAGAGAAAAACCGCUGCCCGUCUCGGUGCUUCAGGAUGACGAUACUGCUGCAAACAGUGUUAUUGAUAUCGGAAGCAAAGAUGGCUCUUUCAGGACCCUCGAGUCCUGGGAUGGAAAUCCAGACACUGCACAUGUGUCUGAUGGAAAUGCUGUUGCUGCCCACCUAGGAGUUAAUCCACAACAUGGACUUUCUUCUCCUGAGGCUCUCUCUCGUCUUGAACGGGAUGGCCCUAACAAAAUCGAUGGCUCUGGCAAAGUAUCCAUCGGAGAAGUCUUACUCAGACAGGUCUCCAACAGCUUGACGAUUGUCCUAGUCAUCGCUAUGGCUCUCUCAUACGGCACCCUAGAUUUCAUCGAAGGUGCUGUCAUUUCAGCUGUCAUCAUUCUGAACAUUGUUCUUGGAUUCGUCCAAGACUUUCGUGCAGAGAAGACAAUGCAAUCGCUGCUCAGUCUUGCUGCGCCCUCGUCGCAAGUCAUCAGAAAUGGCAAGAUUGAAAUCGUCAAAGCCGACACGCUUGUCGUCGGUGACGUUGUUAAGCUCGCUACCGGUGUUGUCGUCCCUGCUGAUCUUCGCCUGCUGGAGAGCGCCAACUUGGAAGUCGAUGAGGCUCUGCUCACUGGAGAGUCCCUACCAGCUUCGAAACAUGUUGACAGCAUCCUGAAUGGAGGUAGUGAUACCUCUAUCGGAGAUCGGAUCAACAUGGUCUACUCGGCAACGACUGUCACGCGAGGCCGUGCCACCGGUAUCGUCGUCGCUACUGGAAUGAAGACCCAAGUCGGAAGUGUGGCCUCGCUCCUUCGAGGCGAGGACGCCAAACCGAAAAGUUCAAGUGCCAUUGGCCGCUUCUUCCAGAAAUUCGUUCGUGGAUUCAAAAGUGUUCUUGGACUUGUCGGUACCCCAAUGCAAGUCAAGCUUUCCAAGUUUGCAAUCCUGCUCUUCGGCCUUGCCAUCCUCCUGGCCAUCAUCGUCUUCUCGGCCAACAAAUGGAAGCUUCACAAUGAAGUUGUCCUUUACGGUAUCUGCGUUGCAGUUGCCGUCAUUCCGGAAUCUCUAAUCGCUGUCAUGACCAUCACUAUCGCUGUUGGAGUCAAAGCAAUGGCUCGAGGUAAUGUUGUCAUUAGACGCAUGGCGGCACUCGAAGCUAUUGGAGGUGUCACCAAUAUCUGCUCUGACAAAACCGGAACCCUAACCCAGGGUAAAAUGGUUGCCCACAAAGUCUGGGUCCCAGAAUUGGGAAUGCUCAGCGUCAAAGAUACUACGAAUAUCCUGGAUCCUGAUGAUGGAAAGCUUGCGAUCAAUGAUCAACCACUUGACAAGCUGGAUUUCACUUCUCAGUCGAAAGUAGCACUUCUACGUCCUGUUCUUGAUGCCGUCGCUCUCUGCAACUUCGCUACUGUCUUCAAAUCCAACUCUUCCAGUGGCGAUUCCAUCGACGAAAAGUCAUUCAAUUUUAGCCCUGGAGAAUGGACAGCUAUUGGUGACCCUACCGAAAUCGCCUUACAGGUCCUGGCUAUGAGAUUCGGUCGUGGAAAAGAAGCUCUACUACGUGACGGCAAUAUGGUUGCCGCUAUCGAACACCAAUUUGACUCUAGUCUCAAAAGAAUGUCCGUCGCUUUCAAAAACGAACGAACUGGAGACAUUGAUAUCUUCGCUAAAGGCGCAAGCGAGUCGAUCCUCCCAGUCCUCGAUAUCACCAAAGAAGAAGAGGAAACUCUCAAUCCUAUCCUCGAACAGCUUGCUAGUGAAGGACUUCGAGUCCUCUGCAUCGCCACCAAGACUGUAACAGAGAAACAGGAAGACUCACUCAACAACCGCACUUUCAUGGAAUCGGGUCUCAAGCUUCAAGGCCUUGUCGGACUUUACGAUCCACCUCGUGUUGAAACCCUUGAUGCUGUCAAGAAAUGUCACGGAGCAGGUAUCGUUGUUCACAUGCUCACCGGCGACCAUCUGAGUACCGCUACAGCCAUCGCCCAGAAAGUUGGCAUUCUCGUCCCCUCAACGCAAACCUCGCACUCAGUCAUGAGAGCUCAAGACUUCGAUAAGCUGUCAGACGAAGAGAUCGACGCACUUUCUGCUCUUCCUCUUGUACUCGCCAGAUGCAGCCCCACGACGAAAGUCAGAAUGGUUGAUGCAUUGAGUCGUCGAAAAGCUUUCUGUGUAAUGACAGGUGACGGUGUCAACGAUGCACCAGCCCUGAAGCGUGCCCAUGUUGGUAUCGCCAUGGGUAUCAAUGGUACCGAUGUCGCGAAAGAUGCAGCGGAUAUGGUGUUGACAGACGAUAACUUUGCCUCAAUUGUGAAAGCAGUCGAGGAAGGUCGUCGUCUGUUUGAUAACAUCCAGAAGUUCCUCAUGCAUCUCCUCAUCUCGAACAUCUCCCAAGUCAUCCUUCUCCUCAUCGCCCUCGCCUUCAAGGAUAGCGAAGGAAAUUCCGUCUUCCCCCUCUCGCCCCUCGAAAUCCUCUGGGUCAACAUGGUCACGUCCUCCUUCCUCGCCCUUGGCCUCGGAAUGGAAGAAGCUCAAGCCGAUAUCAUGAUCCGCGCCCCACGCGAUCUCCGCGUCGGUGUCUUCACUUGGGAACUCAUCACUGAUAAAAUGCUCUACGGAACCUGGGCCGGAAUCCUCUGCCUCGUAUCCUUCAUCAUUGUCGUCUUCGGUAAAGGAAACGGCAAACUUGGCACUGACUGUAAUGAGGAUUGGAACGAAACUUGUGACGUGGUCUUCGAAGGACGCGCUACCGUUUUCGCUGUCUUGAGUUUCUUGCUCUUGGUCACAGCGUGGGAGGUCAAGCAUUUCUCCCGCAGCUUAUUCAACCUCGACCCGCGCCGCUUCAAAGGGCCCUUCUCGAUCUUCAAAGCGCUCGUGUACAAUCGCUUUCUGCUCUGGGCUGUCGUCGCCGGUUUUGUCAUCACGUUCCCAGUUAUCUACAUCCCAGUUGUGAACAAGACUGUGUUCAAGCAUAAGAGUAUCAGCUGGGAGUGGGGUGUCGUGUUUGGUGCGUUGGUGUGCUAUAUCGCUUUCGUGGAGAGUUGGAAGGCGAUUAAACGACAUUUUGGUAUUUGGAGUGGGAAGGGACAGGCUAUCGUGCCUGUUGAUACUGCCGUUUAA